AUUUUCUCUUGACGCGGCCACGCAUUACAAGAAGGCUCCCUCAGCACGCACUGGACUUGGGGACCACCAUCACUCUUGCUUUACAUGUUGCUUGCCCGUAAGAGACUUUAGCAUUUCUAGAUAUGGAUGGGAAAUGGAUUCCCGGGCGGUGGCGCCAGACCGGCCAUAAUGAUCCAGUUCAAGCCCCAACUGAGGGACUCACGAAGGUAUUUGACGAGAUUGCAAGUAAGACCGCUCAGCUUGUCCAACAACCGUACAAUGCAGGCCAUUGGGGCGCACGAGCGGAACUGCUCACCAUGGUUGGGUACCCCGAGUUGGCUGCAGGAGAUGCGAGAAAGUCUCAGAUACUCUGCACUGCCAUGCUCGAAGGAAAAGGACUAAGUCUUGCGGCAAGGAAGCAAUUACUACUUGAUGACCCUUCAACAAACACAGCUGCAAUCCCUGAGCCUUUGCAAUAUCAACCACUUUGGACGGAAACAGUCAAGCAGCUCCGUUUCCGGAGUUUUAUGGUUCUUAGCCGAGCGUUGUCUCAGGCAGGUGCUUUUCAUAGCUUUCGAGAAAUGUGCCUAGAAGCACGGGCUAUGUAUCCAGCAGAUGAUGUCCUCUCAAGCGGGCUAGCUUCUUCAGAUGUUGCUCUCAAAAGCUUAAGGCGCAAUAUCCAGCAGUCACAUGCGCUUGGGCGUAGCCAGACGAAUGUUGAUGAGCAGCUGAAAUUUGGGAGGAUAUCAUUCCGACUAUACCCUUUCAUGCCGCCGCAAUACCUUCAGAGAAGUGCCGAACGCAUCACAAGUGCUAACACUAGACUCGUCGAGAUGGGCGCAGCUUGUGUUGUCCGGGCUAGCAGUCUCGGCUCCUCCGCUGCAAUCCCUGAGCCUCCGCUUCGGAUUCUUGGCCCGUGGAACCGCACUUUGGGCCUGUUUGCCACUUCAGAUAUAAAGAAAGGAGAUGUCAUAUUGAAAGAUACAACAACAUGGGGUACAAACACUGAACCAGCAGUAGUGUAUUUCAAGUAUCAAGGUCGAGCACAUCCUAUGCCUCGGUGCGACAAUUGUUGUGGCAUAACGCCUCCCUGGAACAGCGUCGUCCACCAAUCCAAAUGUUGCAACACAACGUAUUGCAGUGACAGCUGUCUGAAGACGGCAAAGGCAACUUAUCACCAAGUUCUCUGUGGGAAAGACUUCUCCUGGAUCACGAACAAGCCACAGAGUGGAGGGCGGCAGACUGAUCCUGGCCUCUCUGAUACCAUUGGAUCAAUGUGGUUACGAAUACUAGCGACAUGCGUACAGAGCGGCCUUCAUCCUCUAGAGCAUCCAUCCAUCGCUGCUCUGACUGCGAAUUACGAGAGUGACGAUCGAAUCUCCAGACGCUGGUCCUUAGCUUUCAAUAUUGAUGUGCCGCAAAGAAUACUUACAACUCUCGGCGUUGAUAUCUUCAAGGAUCUCAGAUACGAUACUUGGGUUCUCCAAACAAUCUGGGCUCGAAUGACCAACAACCAGCGUGGCGAGAUCGAAAAAGGGUUGAACGGCCCCGUUGUAUCACGCUCAGUCCAUCAACUUUUCUCGUUUAUCAAUCACAGCUGCGAACCGAAUGCCGAAGCGGAAGACCUCUCGGAAACUUAUCCUCCCCAAACUGCACCUGUCGUGUGCUCGUCUGCCCUAGCCAUCUUUGCAAGAAAGAACAUCAAAGCAGGAGAGGAAUUAUUCAUAUCAUACGCCAAUGGAGAAACUUUAGGUCAGAGUCGUGCGGUUUGGAACUAUAACUUGCAACUCAGCCGGCUCUCUGGAGAUUGCUUGUGCGCAAGAUGCAAGAGGGAAGCGCAAGGAGAAGAGGGAAAAUAG
Molecule: messenger RNA, 1838 nt
Organism: Mollisia scopiformis
Lineage: Eukaryota; Fungi; Ascomycota; Leotiomycetes; Helotiales; Mollisiaceae
Exons: 5
Coding region: 123-1838 (571 amino acids)
Cellular component (GO): nucleus
Molecular function (GO): protein binding
Source: RefSeq, a predicted model, not a curated record